Messenger RNA from Nerophis lumbriciformis (worm pipefish), 273 nucleotides. NCBI's taxonomy places the organism in Eukaryota, Metazoa, Chordata, Actinopteri, Syngnathiformes, Syngnathidae. The record is from RefSeq and is a predicted model, not a curated record.
AUGAGAGCUGCAGUUAGCGCUGUUCUCGUCUUGCUGGCUUUCUAUCAAGCCACGGCACUGAAGUGCAACUACUGUUUCUCAAAGGGCAGCGAGCUCUGUAGCCCGACCAGCAUCCAAACAUGUUCCGGACGCAAUGAUGCCUGUGCUGGAGUUAUACUUCAAGUACCUAUAAGUCAGUCCUUCCGUCAGUGCAUGAACAUGGCUGUCUGUCAGGGUUACAUCCAAACACCUGGUGCAUUGGCUAAUUGUUGCAGCACUGACCUCUGCAACUGA